CACAGACUGCACGCGACAUCAGGUCUGCACGCAGUCCUGUCUCGCCUGCUGCUCUGCCUCGCUCCUCUUGACUCUCCUCCUUCCUUGGGGUCAACUGCCACUGAGUCUCGGCUAGCCAUCGUGCUGUGAUCUGAUGUGAAAAGAGAGAAGACACACAUCACAUCGUCUCUCCUUCGCCCUUUACUUCGCUUCAGUAACUCACAGUCAGGCUAAUAUUUGAUUAAGCGGCUGAGUGAAAGCGAGGUAAUCCCGCGGCUCCUCCCUCACCCCGCUGCCGCGUGGACUAUGGCUAUUGGCAGGCUGGCGGUGGACUUGGGCUCUUCUAAGUACUUUCUGGUUCCCGUGGCUUUCCUCAUCUGCUGGGAUUCAAUUUCGCCAGCCACUCGAUCCACCGCGAUGUGAGGAUGCUGUGUCGCAGAAAAAGUGUCCCCGUGUGCCGCUCUAUCCCCUGCCGGUCCCUCUCUCCUCACCUAGCGCCACGAUGACUGCCAGAGAGAAAGCAAAGAACAGCAAGCUAGAGUUCUUUCUGAAGAAGAACUUUCAUCCUACUGUCUACAACAACAUAAGGCUGUACGAGGCGGUGAUCGUUCGCUCCGGCAACUCACUGUCGUACAAGCAGGCGGUGGUGACUGGUCAGGAUGUGUACCUGACGGAGACGCCGCCGCGCACCCUCACCCACCUGCUGCACGCCUCGCAUAUCACGGACGUCAGCCUGGUGCAUGACUUGCCUGAAUUCCUGCGAGGUGGAGUGAGGGACAAGACCACACACAUCCUGGUGAGAUACCGUCCCUCCAGACGCUCCUCACUAGUCAAGCUGAAACUGUCCCCUCCCUCCCAGCCCAGCCCUUCUUGCAUCAAUGAAGAGAGUGAAGAGGAGGAUGCCUUUGAGGAAGCCACUCAUGCCCUGGCCAAGGCAGCUCAUGACACUGCCAGUGUGUGCAGUGACCCCCUUACUUCCCUCCACACCCCCAGAGACUCUUUGGAUGGAAGACGGGACUCCUUCUCCUUAAACAGAGAACCCCUUCUGUCUAGUAGGAGCUCCUCUCACCUGCUCCUACCUUCCAACCAUGAUCAAGUGUCUUCUUUAAGCCGUGCCAAAUCACCUCCGGAUCACAUUUACAGUGACCACUCUCACUCAUCCAUGAUUGCAGAUGUCCUGAGCAGAGUGGGACAACAGAUAACUCGGUCAACAACACCAGACACUCUUCCUCGCACCAAGAUGUCUCGGUCCCUGAGCGCUCUUGAGACUUACCACCGCUCCUCCCCACUGGCCCUUGAGCUUCCUACAAGAAGCAAAAGUGUCUUAGAUAAACCUUCAACUGGGCACCAACCUCAGCGUAGUCAAAGCCUAAACCUGAGAGAUGUGACAGAUGGAAAUGAUGAUGAGAGAGAAGUUCAUCUGUAUACACUUUCAACUUCUACCCUCCUUUUCCACCUGCUCCAUUCCCUUUGGGUUUCUUCUUCUCUAAUCAAUACAGCUAAACCUGAAGGAAUAAGACCAGUGUUUCCUGAGAUCUCUAGUGAGCAUGGGUUAGAACAUGCUUUUGGUCAAAUACAAGCACAACUUUUAACAUCUUCAACAUUGGAGCACCAAUUUUCCAUCUUGCAAGAACUUCAAGAAGGUGUCAAGAAAUUUAGUACUGUUAAAAGGCUUGUGUGGAGGGAUUCUGAUACUUUAAAAAUCAUGGGAAAAUUCAUCAAGAGAUAUAUGAAAAUGUCAAGUGCUUCUCAUAGAACUCAAGGCACGGAAGAGCAGCUUCAAAACCGACAAGAUGAAUUGGAAAUGUUGAUAAUGACACUGGAGACUGUUGCAUUGUGUCUCCAGGGAACACAGCAAUGUCCCUCUAAGAUUAAGGUGAUGAGAGAAAACAAAUUUGAAUGUCUGUGCACCCUUAUAACUGAAACUAUCAAAGCACCAGAGGUUCCUGGAAUGUACAAGUUAACAUGUGAACGUUGGCUUACUGACUUCAGGGAGCUGUCAUCACGUGCCUGGGAGAACCUGCCUGAGAGUGAGCUUCUGAAGCUAGUGCAGGAAGUGCUACAUGCAAGUGUCUGUGCCCUUUAUGAACUACUGAACUGUGUUACUGAACUGUCCUGGGCCUGUGGUGUUCACCUCAGUGCACAUGAGAAUAUACCUAGCUUGACAACUUUCCUCCAGCAUGUCUCAGUGGAAAACUGGCUGUUCUAUGGUGUGCCUCAGAUGCUUUCAUUGCUGCAGCCAGAUAGUAGUGGUGCAGCUAGUGGGUAUGAAGCAGCACUUAUCCAUCAGUACUGCACUGUUCUUGCUAAUCUGAUCCACCAUAAUCCUCGAGCACUGCAGUACUGUAUCACAACUUAUGCAGAGGAGCUAAGAUAUUACGUUCAAGAGUCUGUGGUGAGUAGUCGACUUGGGGAAAACUGUCCAAUAAAACCUCAUACCCUCAAAGUGGUUCACCUGAUUGCUCAGCUGAUGCGAUCCAAGAAUGCUCUUCGGAACAGAUGAGUAUCCAUAUUUUGCACUCAGAACUUGUUAUGCUAAUCAUCAUUCUAUGUUUGAUAUAAUUUAAUUAUACAUGAAUUCAUUUACAAAACUCUUCCAUCAUUAUAUCAUCAUUGUAUCAUAAAGCUUAACCAAGUUAUAGCUACUAUAUGUGGAUGUUGAAUACUUUCAGACCUCAGAUUUGAAACAUUAACUUUCAGAAUUUUCUAUAGUUUGACAUUGAGACUAUGUAUACAUAUGUGAUAUUGUGCUGCACAUAUGCACCUGUUCAGUAUUGCCAAAGAUUAUUGUGAAUGCAUUUCCUUAGAAGUGUGUUGUGAUUAUUGUUCAAAUAAACUACUAUAGUAUAGCUUACAUAUUUUCUUUUCUUGUUCUGAAAUAUUUUGUUUACUAUAUUGAUAUUAGCAGUACAUACUCUUCAUUAUGUGGGAACUGGCUUGGCGAUGUCUCCUUAAUAACCUGCAGUCUUUCCCACUGCUGUUAUCAUAAUUUGUGUUUCAUGAUACAUGAAAUUUUAAGCAUCAUUACUUGGCAUGCAUGCCAAUAUAUUCAGGUAAAGCUAUAUACAAACACCAGUAGUGCCUACAAUAAAUUUUGUACUGUAUCACAUUGUGUGUGUGUGUGUGUGUGUGUGUGUGUGUGUGUGUGUGUGUGUGUGUGUGUGUGUGUGUGUGUGUGUGUCUGUGUGUGUGUGCAUGUGUGUGUUACUUCACCAAGUAGGGAAGAGCAAAUAUAUUAUACUCACUAAACUUAUUCUUUUCUUCACUUUAUGGAUCAUGUAAAAUAGUACAUAAUUAUGCAGAGCAAAAUUUCCCUGCCAUUUUACUUAUCAUAAUGAGUACAAAUUAGUCAUUAAUCAAGCAUUGAACAAAAUAAUCCAGGCUUAAAGAAUGACAAUAUUCAAAUUUAGAGAUAUGUACAUAUCAUGAAAGGGAGAUAUUUUCAUUUAUCCAGAACUUAAUACAGAUACAGUUUCUGGUGAAGGCUUCUCUAUGAUGGAUAACAAAAGAUACAGAAUUUCUCCAUGCAUAUUUGGGAAUGCUUGUAAAAGAUUUUUUUUUUUAUUACAUCCAUUAAUUGAAAACCAUUUUCAUUCUUCCCACUUACAGUAUACUAUAUUUUUUCAUUAAACAUGGAUUCUACUUUUCAAACAUUUGACAAGUUAUUCAAAGUACUUUUAACAGCUGUAGUAGAUAUUACUGAGGCUUCUCAAGGAUGAUUUCAUGAUUUUACUGACAUAGCUCAAUUGGAAAAUUACUCAAGAUCCUGGUAUUUUAUGUGGCCUUUGAAAAUAACCCUGUGUGUGUGUGUGUGUGUGUGUGUGUGUGUGUGUGUGUGUGUGUGUGUGUGUUCUUCCAUACUUGAUGAAGAACAUAUCAACCAUAAUGUGAAAUAUUUUAUAACUGUUGAUUUAUAUUUUAAAUAUGAAAUAUUAUGUACCAGUUAUCAGCAAAGACAAGUUAUUAUGAAUUUAGUAAAGUUUAGUUUAAGAAAUUAUAUUGUCUAUGAAUAUAUGAUGAACACUGAC
This is a messenger RNA of Portunus trituberculatus (swimming crab), 4007 nucleotides long. RefSeq lists its product as uncharacterized. NCBI's taxonomy places the organism in Eukaryota, Metazoa, Arthropoda, Malacostraca, Decapoda, Portunidae. The record is from RefSeq and is a predicted model, not a curated record.